This is a messenger RNA of Trametes versicolor FP-101664 SS1, 2492 nucleotides long. Its product is annotated as DEAD-domain-containing protein. NCBI's taxonomy places the organism in Eukaryota, Fungi, Basidiomycota, Agaricomycetes, Polyporales, Polyporaceae. Gene Ontology annotation, molecular function: nucleic acid binding; ATP binding; RNA helicase activity. The record is from RefSeq and is a predicted model, not a curated record. The transcript has 8 exons. Gene Ontology annotation, cellular component: nucleus. Gene Ontology annotation, biological process: rRNA processing. Bases 117 to 2492 code for a protein of 791 amino acids.
CGCACAAACACGUCUUAGGGUGUCUAACCCACUCUACUACAGAGCAGUGUAAACAAACUUGCUGAGACGGCAGCUUUUGGCAAAUCUUCGACUGCGAAGGUUCACUCGGAAGCAUCAUGGCUCAAGCAGGGCCAUCCAACCCUCCAAGGAGGAAAGGUGGCAAGAAUGUGGAACCGAAAGUAAAGGCGAAGAAAGUGAAAAAGAUGAGCGAGGCGAAGACCAUCGCAGCGCUUGAGCAGGCGGCGUUACAUUUCGAGCCACCUGCGGGCCUUGAGGCCUUCUCAGAACUCCCAAUAUCUGAACUCACUAAUCGUGGACUGAAGCGCGCGCAUUUUGUCAAAAUGACGGACAUCCAAGCCAAGAGUAUUCCUGUCUCACUGAAGGGCAAGGACGUGCUAGGUGCUGCGCGAACUGGGAGCGGAAAGACACUCGCUUUCCUUAUUCCGGCGUUGGAGAUUCUUUACCGUCGGAAAUGGGGGCCGCAAGACGGGCUUGGGGCAUUGAUUAUUUCACCGACGCGGGAGUUGGCUGUGCAAAUAUUCGACGUGCUUCGCAGUAUAGGAGGUUACCAUAGCUUCUCAGCUGGCCUUGUCAUUGGCGGCAAGAAUUUGAAGGACGAAAGCGAGCGGCUAGCCCGUAUGAACAUCCUUGUUGCGACCCCUGGACGUUUACUGCAACACAUGGACCAAACUAUUGGAUUUGAGUGCGACAACCUACAAGUGCUAGUGCUAGACGAAGCCGACCGGAUAUUGGACAUGGGCUUCCAGCGCACACUCACCGCCCUACUAUCGCAUCUCCCUAAAUCUCGCCAGACCCUCCUCUUCUCUGCCACCCAGACUCAGUCCGUCGCCGACCUUGCACGAUUGAGUCUUAAAGAUCCGGUGAGCGUCGGCAUCGACCAGACGAAUACCGAGGGCGCGACGCCAAAAGCGCUCGAGCAGCAUUACGUACUUUGCGAACUCGACAAGAAGCUGGACGUGCUCUGGAGUUUCAUCAAGAGCCACCUACAAACCAAAACGCUCGUGUUCAUGUCGAGCUGCAAGCAGGUGCGCUUCGCGUUCGAGACGUUCUGCAAGAUGCACCCCGGUAUCCCGCUCCUGCACUUGCACGGGAAGCAGAAGCAGAUGGCGCGUCUCGAGAUGUUCAAGCGCUUCACGUCGAUGAAACACGCCGUGCUCUUCGCGACGGACAUCGCUGCGCGUGGGCUCGACUUCCCCUCCGUCGACUGGGUCGUGCAGCUCGACGCGCCCGAGGACGCGGACACGUAUAUCCACCGUGUCGGGCGAACGGCACGGUACGAGAGUGCGGGCAAGGGCCUGUUGCUGAUGCUACCGAGCGAAGAGGAGGGCAUGGUCGCGGCGUUGAAGAAGAAGAACAUCGAGAUUCAGAAGAUCAAGAUCAAGGGCAGCAAGACACAGAGUAUUGCGAACCAACUGCAGAAACUCGCGUUCCAGGAGCCGGAGAUCAAGUACCUUGGGCAACGUGCCUUCGUUUCAUACCUCCGCUCUGUGUACCUGCACAAAGACAAAUCCAUCUUCAAGGUCGACGAGUUGCCCGUUAAACAGUUUGCGGAGUCGCUCGGUCUGCCUGGUGUGCCCAAGAUCAAGUUCCUCAGCAAGGAGCUAGCGAAGAAAAAGAAAAACGCUUCGCGAGAGGUGGCGGAAACCCUGCCACCAGCACGUCCAGAGCCGGAGGAGGCCAGCUUCGAAGCGUACGAGUCUUCGGAAGGGGAGUCGGACGAAGAGGACGAGGAUGCCCCGGCGGAAGCCGGCACUUCCGAAGAAAAGACUGUCCGCGUACGCACAAAAUACGAUCGGAUGUUCGAGCGCAAGAACCAGAACAUCCUCUCCGAGCACUACAGCAAACUCGUCGACCACGACGCCGAAGACUCCGACGACGACUUUAUCACGCUCAAACGCGCAGACCACGAGCUCGAGGGCGACGCGGCCAUGGAGCUUGAUGAAUUCACGUCGAAGCGCAAGGCGCGGCUCGCCGCGUCGAAGAAGGCCGCGGCGAAGUCCGGGCCGCGGGGCCACAAACUCGUGUUCGACGACGAGGGUGUCCCACACGAGCUGUACGAGCUGCAGAGCGUGGCGGAUGUGUUCAAGGACGCAGACGACGCGCGCGAAGCCGGGCGCGUGUUCGCGGCGAGCGAGCGCGGGAAGCUGCAGGAGGCGGACGUGGCGGACAAGGCGGAGGCGAAGGAGAAGAAGCGGGAGAAGAAGCGGAAGCGCAAGGAGCGCGAGCGCGAGGGAGACGACUACGACUCCGACGAGGGCGACGUGGCCAUGGGCCCGACUGUUGCAGCGCCAUCCGACGACGAUGGCUAUGUGUCACCCGAGUUCGACUUGUCAUCCGGCUCGGAUGAGGAGAGCGAGUUCGAGCGCCCGCCAACGAAGAAAACCAAGACGACCGCACCGACACGGACGGCAGCGUCUACCUUGGAGGAAGAGGAGGAACUUGCUCUGCAGAUGCUACGGAGUAGGCGGUAG